Amoebophrya sp. A25 is the source of this 1797-nucleotide messenger RNA. The record is from the annotation of a GenBank genome assembly. Lineage: Eukaryota; Dinophyceae; Syndiniales; Amoebophryaceae.
GAAAAAUUGGAGACGCUCCUCGAUGUCACACGGUUUCCCCAGAAGAUUGAAAUCAGAACGACUACUAAGCUCAAUUCAUCAUACUAGUUAGUAUACGAAUCAGAUUUCGCCGAAUUCAUCUACGUACUGCUGUAAGACUAACCAUAUAUCAUACUUAUAGUUACGUGACAAUAUGCCUCUUGCGUCUUCAGCGUCGUCGGCCUCGCGGCCUACGUCAAGGGGACGAAGCAACAGUCGUGGUCGGAAAAAAGGUGCGCCUCCCAAUCCAGCGCGGAAAUGGACAAAAAAGCAACAGCUAGUGGAGGCCUACGUUUACGGCGGCUACCUGCUAUUAGCUUUUGUCGAAUGUGGCAGUAAUAGAUAUAGAUCGCUACAAAAAGCCGGAGUAAUUAGAUGACAUGUAGAUGGAGAGUUGAUCAAUAUUCUGAGGAAAUCGAUAUAAUUAAGUCUGAUAUUUUUGAAGAUGUUGUAUGCAGUCUACGUACUUGUUGUUCUGCUUCGCAGUAGUUUUAGUGUGACUGUUGUUCUAACUCAUGCACUCGUACAAUCUCGAACGCACACUGAACGAGAUGAUGCGGCACGUUCUCGAAGAGAAGUCGGACAAUCCGAAGAUGAGCAUUUACGAUUUUUGACUGAAAUAUUAUGUGUAAAUGUAGUUUCACUGUUGCACCAGCUCGUCUGGUCCUUUAAGUUUUGUAGAAGUAAGGGACUCACUGUUGAAAUUUUUACAAACAUGAUGCUGAAUAGCAUAAGAAGGUCGAACUAGAACCAACAAGCAAAGGCCCAUCUGUCGUAUUCUGAACGAGUUUUCGUCCCCUUUUUCAUAUUUUGGUGAAAUUUCUUCACGGGAAGCUUUCACCAGAGCAGGCGUCCGGCAUUUCGAAAGUGUGGGCGGACAUGAAGCAGACUCGCGGAAAUUACAUCUACUACAGCGACCCUGAGCGCAUGGCGCGUCACGCGCAGGGGUCAGUACAGCAAGUCAUACCACUUAUGCUGGGACCUUUUGUUGGAGUAAGUUGCGGAGUAGCUCUAGCUCACGCAAGUUCUUGUUUUAUUUCUAAUAUGAGAAAAUUAGAAGGCGACGUUGUUGUCAUCAAAUUACAUAGUUCAAACUCAAACUCUACGUUUUCGGGCCUCUAAUACUACGACAGAACCACCGGCAGGAGCAAGUGCUACGCAAGAAGAUGGAGCAACUGAAGAUGCUGCCGCUGGAGGCGAGACCGCAGAAAAAAGCGGCACAAAGAGCACCACGAAAUCGAAGAAGAAAGCGGUGUCGCAGAUCUCGACACGGCAGGUUCCGGGGCCCAUGAGAUACGACGGAUUAGAAAGUGGCACAGACACUGGUCCUACUAAUGCGGUAGAAGAGUUGACCCCGCCAGAUGAAGCAGCUGGAGCUGAAGCAGCUACUAAAGAGAAGGCAGCGGACGAAGCUGUUCUUGAAGAGGGACAAGCAGCGCCUACAGAAGAUGCGGUUGUAGCAGAUUCUGCAGGCUCGGAUGCUGCGGACAAGAAGGAGGAAGAAGCCGCUGCAGAAACGAAAGAGGUGAAAAAAGAGACAGCACCAGCAGGAGCUAGCUGGUGAAUCGUGAAAACGUCUGUUUAUUUGAAGAGCAGAUUGACCCAUCGUAGCUAGAAGUCGACGAGAUUUUAGUCGAGGGAAAGAUACCGAUUUACGUAAAGCGCGAAAGGGAAAUCCUGUGCGGCACGAAGAAAGAGUAGGAGACGAAGAACCACGCUAAAAACAGUCUGGACAGAAUCCAAGAAAGAAUUAAGGCAAACAGCUACACCACAUCAUGG